AUGCCAAGUGAUGAAGAUUUUUUUAAUAAUUUACCAAUAAAUUUACAAAAACAAAUUUUAAGUAAUUUAUUUUUAAAUAAUUUUCAAAUUUAUAAUAAAACAAUAUCAAAAUCAACAUUUACAAAUGACUGUUAUAUUGAAAAUAAUUUACAAUUAGAAUUUAAAAAUAAUGAAUGUUUUAAUAAUAGUAUUUAUAUAAUUUCAUUAUCAUUAGUUUGCAAAUUAUGGGCAAUUUCAUUAAUACCAGGUGCAUUUGAUACAAAUGGAUACCAAUUUGUAAUUAAUAAUAGAAAAGAUUAUUUAUACUUUUUAAAAUGGAGUCAACAUGGAAUAAUUGAAAGAACAAAAAAAUGGUAUGGUAAAUUAAAAUUAAAUUUUAGUAGUAAAAAAAAGAAACCAAAAUAUCCACCAAUUAAAUUCGAUUGGAAUAAUGUUAUAAUUAAUUAUAUUAAUCCACCUGAAUUAACAAUUCCAAAAGAUAUUCAAAAUAUUUCAAUGAUAAAUAGUCAAUUAUUAAUUAAUCAAUCAUCAUCAACCUCAUCACCAUCAACAUCAUUUUUGUCAUCAAUUUAUUCUGACACAAAUUCAGAUUCAAGUUCUGAUUUUGAUAUUGGUAAUUCAACAACUACUGUAAUAACAAGUUCAAUUACAUGUCAAUCAUUAUCAAAUUCAGCAGUGAUUGGUAAUGGAAGUGGUACCGCAACAACUAUUCAUCAUAGUAUUAGUAAUGGUAAUUUAUCAGCAUGUUCAAACUCAACUUUAUCAACACCAACAUCAUCACCAAAAUUAACAAAUCAUAAUAAACAUCGUAAUCCAAGUAAUGGUAAUAUAAUAAACCAUUUACAACAACAACAAAAUUUACAAACAUUAAAAAUAAAAAUGAAUUCUAAUAAUGCUAAAGAAACCGAUACAUUUAUUGAUUUAGUUAAUAAGAAUGCAAAUUUAAAACAUUUAGAAAUUGAUAGAUCUGAAAUUUCAUAUUUUAGUAAUAUCGGUGGUGGUAGUUCAAGUAUUGCUUUAUAUGAUACACUUUCAAAUCUUUUGCAUUUACAAGUUUUAAAAAUUCAAAUGACACUUAAUGGUGGUACACCAAUUCAUCAUUUAGGUCUAUUAACUAAUAUAAAGAAAUUAUAUGUUGAAUUUAUACCAUCACCAACAAGUGAAGGACGUUGUGAUUGGAAUAAUUUAGAAUAUUUAUUAAAAAAUGCACCUGAAAUUGAAACACUUUCAAUUAAAGAUUGCAAUCGUAUUCCAUUUUCAAACAUAUUCACUGUCUUAACCAAUAAUAGAAGUUUAACAGAAUUAGAUAUUCAAGAAUGUAUUUCACCAUUAUCAAUAAUUAAUAAUAGUAGUGGUAAUUUAUUAAAUUUAUUAACAACAAAUAAUAAUAAUACAAAUAAUACAAAUAAUACAAAUAAUACAACCAAUAAUUGUAAUAAUAGUAAUGGUAGCAAUAUAUCAAUAUCAAUAAAUGGUAAUACUUUAAACCAAAGUACAAAUAGUAAUAAUAAUAAUAAUAAUAAUAAUAAUAAUAAUAAUAAUAUAGGUGGUGGUGGUGGUGGUACAAUUAAUACUAGUACUAGAGUUUUAGCAAGUCAUAUUGAUGAAUUUCCAUAUUUAGGGUUAAAAGAAUUUUUAAUUACAAAUAAUUUUAUACAAAGUUUAUCAUUAAGAUUUACAGGUAUUGCAUCACCAACUUUAUUAAAUUCACAAAAUGAAUUUACAUUAUCAUCAAGUUCAUUAGAGAAAUUAUCAUUAUUUAAAUUAAAUGAUAAAGAUAAAUUAAAUAUUUCAAUUAAUAUACCAACUUUAAAAGAAUUGGUAUUACUUCCAUAUAGAAAUAGAGGUUUGAUAAAGUUUAUUAAAUCUUCUAAAAAGAUAUCAAGAUUAUCAUUAUAUAGACAACCUUUUUCAAAUAAUAGUACCAAUUCUACAACAACAACAACAACAUGUCUACCAAGUAAACAAUGUUUUGAAAUGGAUGAACUUUUAAGAGCGAUAAAUAGGAAUUACAAUUUACAAGCAUUUUACAAUCAUAAUUAUAUACCACAAAUUAAUGCAAUUGAUUUCAUAAAAUCAAAUCAUCCAUCAGUUACAAGUUUUAUUCAUUUUAAUGAGAAUAUUAAACAUUUGGAAAAUGAUUUAAUUGAAUCGAUUUGUAUAAAUUCUAGAAUAGAAUCACUGACUUUAAUGUUUAACAGUUCAACAUCUAUCAUGUUUGGUGUUGAUGAUGGUGAGCCUAUAUCAGAACUAUGUGUAAUAAUGAUCAUUUUCAAAUUGAUCACUUCUGUGCUUGCUAGAAAUCAUACUUUAAAAUCUUUGAAAAUCAUUGAUUGUUCAAAUGAUGUUCAAGAGAAUUUAAAUUCUUGUUCAACUGGUUUCGGUUGUCCACAUUUUGGUUACUGUAAACUUUACCAAAAUCAAUUAUCUCAAUUAUUUAAAUCAACUAGUAUCCUUCAAUUUUAUUUCCCAUUUUAUAUGAAAAAAUAUUUUGAAAAAUAUUUAAUUCAUUCUUCAAAAUUAUAUUCUUUCAUUUUAAAAGAUAAUGAAUUAUUACCAUUUUCUUAA
Dictyostelium discoideum AX4 is the source of this 2568-nucleotide messenger RNA. RefSeq lists its product as hypothetical. Lineage: Eukaryota; Evosea; Eumycetozoa; Dictyosteliales; Dictyosteliaceae. Bases 1 to 2568 code for a protein of 855 amino acids. The record is from RefSeq and is a predicted model, not a curated record. The transcript has a single exon.